This is a messenger RNA of Solanum stenotomum, 590 nucleotides long. Its product is annotated as putative late blight resistance protein homolog R1A-3. The annotation marks the transcript as partial. Gene Ontology annotation, biological process: protein folding. NCBI's taxonomy places the organism in Eukaryota, Viridiplantae, Streptophyta, Magnoliopsida, Solanales, Solanaceae. Gene Ontology annotation, molecular function: alpha-tubulin binding. The record is from RefSeq and is a predicted model, not a curated record. The transcript has a single exon.
AUACGGCUUGAAAUACUAAAGCUUUUUCGAUCAAAAGCCUUUAAAACCAUCACCUUUUGCAUCUCUGCACCAAAUCUCAAAUACCUGAAACUCUCUGGCGUUUACCUGAAUUCUCAGUACUUAUCAGAAACUGCUGAUCAUCUGAAGAACCUUGAGGUACUCAAACUGUACUACGUUGAAUUUGGUGAUCAUAGGGAAUGGAAAGUGAGCAAUGGCAUGUUCCCUCAACUCAAAAUCUUGAAACUAGCAUAUGUGUCCUUGAUGAAAUGGAUUGUAGCUGAAGAUGCAUUUCCUAACCUUGAACAAUUGGUUUUGCGCGGAUGUAAAGAUCUUAUGGAGAUCCCUUCUUGUUUCAUGAACAUCCUUUCUCUGAAGUACAUUGAGGUAGACAACUGCAACGAAUCUGUUGUCAAGUCAGCCAAGGAUAUAGAAGAAACACAAGUCGAAGAUAAUCAAAAUACUAAUUUCAAGCUUGUCAUCAUCAAGGUACACUACUGAGAAAAGCUUUAUUCUGCAUGAUUUUAAUGAAUCAGAAAUAACGGCAAUAAACUUUAUGAACUGUUUUGACUGUUAUCUUUAACCCUCAUGGC